AUUGUCUGCGUUGUCGGCAUGUGAAUUUAUACAGCGGAUCAUUCCCUAUUCCCGCCAUUUCUGUCUUGCCUGUCUCUCUCGAGCCAUCGCAGCUUUCUUGAGAUUCCUGGCCAAUAUUUAUAUUUCUGCAUUUGUAAUCAAUAAGACGGUGACAAUUUAUUCAAUUUCAUUAUUUCAUCGGAAUUUUGGUGUUUUGAGGUUAAGGACCAGACUGCUCGAGUUUUUUAUCGGUAUAUUCACAUCUUCAGUAGAUAGUAAAUAAACAUAAUGCGUGAGUGUAUCUCAGUCCAUGUCGGCCAAGCCGGAGUUCAGAUUGGCAAUGCUUGUUGGGAGUUGUAUUGUCUCGAGCAUGGCAUACAACCUGAUGGUCUCAUUACAGAAAAGACUGAUAACAAUGGCAGAGGUGAUGAUUCCUUCAGUACCUUCUUCAGCGAGACAUCCAAGGGCAAACAUGUUCCUCGGGCCGUGUUCGUUGACCUCGAACCCACCGUGGUUGAUGAAAUCCGUCAUGGGUUGUACAAGAAGCUGUUCCAUCCUGAACAGAUGAUCACCGGAAAGGAGGAUGCUGCUAACAACUACGCCCGUGGUCACUACACUGUCGGCAAGGAAAUCAUUGACAUUGUCCUCGAUAGGAUCAGGAAGUUGGCUGAUCAGUGCACUGGAUUGCAGGGAUUCCUGAUCUUCCAUAGUUUCGGAGGCGGUACUGGGUCUGGCUUUGCCUCACUGUUGAUGGAACGUCUCUCUGUUGACUACGGAAAGAAGUCUAAGCUUCAAUUCUCUAUCUAUCCUGCUCCUCAGGUUUCGACAGCAGUUGUAGAGCCAUACAAUGCAGUCUUGACCACUCACAACACCCUUGAGCAUUCUGAUUGUGCUUUCAUGGUCGACAACGAAGCCAUCUACGAUAUCUGUCGCACUAAUCUUGACAUCGAGCGUCCCUCUUACACUAAUCUCAAUCGUCUUAUUGGUCAAAUUGUUUCUUCCAUUACGGCGUCUCUGCGAUUCGAUGGCGCCCUCAAUGUUGAUCUAACAGAGUUCCAGACCAACUUGGUGCCAUAUCCUCGGAUCCACUUCCCGCUGGCCACCUAUGCUCCAGUGAUCUCGACAACCAAAGCAAUCCAUGAGCAGCUGAAUGUGGCUGAGAUCACUAAUGCUUGCUUUGAGCCGAAUCAACAGAUGGUGAAGUGUGAUCCCCGCCGUGGUAAAUACAUGGCCUGUUGUCUUCUAUAUAGAGGUGAUGUGGUUCCUAAAGAUGUAAACUCUGCCAUAGCAAUCAUCAAGACAAAGCGGAACAUCCAAUUCGUCGACUGGUGUCCAACUGGCUUCAAGGUCGGUAUCAACUACCAGCCACCCACCGUGGUCCCUGGUGGCGAUCUUGCGAAGGUUCAACGUGCCGUCUGCAUGCUGAGCAACACCACGGCCAUCGCUGAAGCCUGGGCCCGUCUCGACCAUAAGUUCGAUCUGAUGUACGCCAAGCGUGCCUUUGUUCAUUGGUACGUUAGUGAGGGUAUGGAAGAAGGAGAGUUUGCAGAGGCCAGGGAGGAUCUAGCAGCUCUGGAGAAGGAUUAUGAAGAGGUCGGUGUGGAUUCCGGCACAGGAGAGGAGGAAGAAGACGCUGACGAGAUGUAAAUCCAACACACUACAUGCAUCUGCUGGCUUGCAUAGUUGUAAAUGAAAAUUAAUUCAAAUCCAAUUGGUACAUUUCAUUAAAAUGAAAUAAAAGUUCAUUACAUUCAUUGUAAUUUAUAGUUCUUGUCAAGCUUGCCACCGACGAACAAUCUCGUAUGCUAUCAUAAAAAUACAUGUUCAUGACUUGAUCAUGAAUUAUAAAAUAUUAUGGCAAAGUAUUAUAUUGUUAAUAAAAAGUAAACCAAUAUACCAUUGAUGUUUUGCAGUGCUUUGCUAUCUUUGUCAUUGCAAAGAAAUGUCGUAUCUGUUUCAUACUGUUAAAUGUGAAGUCUUUUACGCGAGUUCUGUAUCAUGUUUCCCCUUUUCUUUGCAUUUUAAUUCCUUUUUAACUAAUGCUUAUCAUGCUUAUUGAUGCAAUCACGGAUGAUCGUCUUCUGGAUACAUUACCACAUGACUCCGAACUACAAAGCAGUCAACUGAUAUUUUUAUUUGUUAUUAUGUGUAUGCCAUGUAUGUGUUCUGUAUAAUAUUUCAUACGUUGCGAUUCGAUUUCAUUUACUCGUGGCGAUUGUUUCUGGAAUUUCCGAGUUGGUUUCAGAAUCGGUGGAGUCUAUGAUUAUGUCUUCCAUUAUUUAUUGGUAUUCUUUCGAACAAAGGACUGCUUGCUUCCACUUCACAUCCGUUUUUAAUGUGCUUAACUUUGAAAUGUAAUGGAAAUAAUUUUAUAUUGAAUUGCAGUAUAUAUGUAAAUGGCCCAGCUGUACUACAUGGUUUCAAACAAAAGAUAAUACGUAGUACUCUUCCAAGCAUAGGUGUAAGGUAAAUAGUAAGUAUUAUUAAAUUAUAAUGUUAUCCAUAUGAAACAUAAUUCCAAAGUCUUAAAAAGAGUAGAAUAACUAAUAGAGAUAUGAUAAUGUAAUAGUAGUAAUAUAUAUUGUAGAAAUAGUGUGUAGUAGUAGCAUCAUUGGCAUGCAUGAGCAUUAUUUGGUAGAAAAUGUUUGUGACAGUAGAACUUUUACCAUAUACCCUCGAUAACUCGCAACGUAGAACAAUGCGGUCAUGAUGGUGGUGGUUACGAAGGCCGUAUCAGUAUCACAACGAUAUAUUAUUUGUAAUUGAAGUUGUACUAGCACUGGUAGGGGAUAGGCUUCUAUGACAUACUACAUAAUUAUCUUAUUUGCUGCAAUGUCUUUAGGAUAGCAUGGAAAGAUGUUUAUAAAAUGAGUUGUAAUUAAAACAGCAGCAGCACUAUUAGUGGUAGUAGUAGAAGUAGCAGCAGCAGCAGCAGGCAAUAGUAGUAAUAGCAGCAGGAGCAGUAUCGUAUACUAGGAGAAGUAGGAGAAGAAGAAGAGGAGGAGUAGGAGAAGAAGAAAAAGAAAAAGAAGAAGAAGAGGAGGAGGAGGAGGAGAAAGUGGGCAGUUAGCUGUAUGCUUUUUACAUUUAACACUUUCAUAAAUGAAUGGUGCAAUACAAUUGUAAGUAUUAUUUGUAGUUUUGAUUGUGGUAAUACACAAGAAAUAUUAUUAGUAGAGAAAGGAUUAGUAGUACGAGGAGUAUUAGAAGGAGUAGUAGUAGAAGUAGUAGUAGUAGUAGUAGUAGUAUAAGGAGAAGUAGUAGUAAUACCAGUAGUAUUAGUAGUGAAAGCUAGAAGAAGAAAACGAGAGAUAGUGAAAAGACUGUGAAAAAGGGUUAAGAAGAACUAGAAAAAGAAGGGUAGGCGGAGAAGAAGAAGCGUUGAUGUUGGAUCAUUAAUUACUUCUAAAUUAGAUGAGGCUGGUAAAUAUUAUCACCAAUAAUUUCAAUUUAGCAUACAGGAUUUAUAGAUCAUGCAUUUCUCCGAAUUCGGCCAAAUUCAUUUAGUCGCCACCACCACCUCCUUAUUAUUUCUUUUAAAUAUAUGAAAAUGGGCGCGCACCUAACAAUGAUCUCAUUUUCUUUUCUACAUUUUAAUGAGAAUUUGAUAUUGGAGCUCGGUGAUAGGGCCCUUUAAAAUAAUAUACAUGUAUGAUCGUAUUCAGAAUAUUAGGCAUGUUAGUUUGCAUCGUAGCUGAACUAUGCUUUUAAAACUAAAUCAGUAUGUUAGCAUAUAUGAAUUAUAUAUGAACAUAAAGCCUUCCAAAGCCCAAAUUCUUAUUGAACUGAAUGCAAUUAGUUUUUUAUAUUUUCUUUUCUUAUUUGAUCACGAUACUGAAAUGUCAUUCCGUUUAUAAAGUAUUCACUUUGGAUUGCAGCUGUGUGGUUUUAUUGAAUAAACAUGAAUAUUAAGCUA
Molecule: messenger RNA, 3895 nt
Organism: Lytechinus pictus (painted urchin)
Lineage: Eukaryota; Metazoa; Echinodermata; Echinoidea; Temnopleuroida; Toxopneustidae
Product: tubulin alpha-2 chain-like
Exons: 4
Coding region: 268-1626 (452 amino acids)
Biological process (GO): microtubule cytoskeleton organization; mitotic cell cycle
Cellular component (GO): cytoplasm; microtubule
Molecular function (GO): GTP binding; structural constituent of cytoskeleton
Source: RefSeq, a predicted model, not a curated record